AUGUACCCCGUACCCACACCUGUGCUUCAAGCUGCAGUAAGUACGGAGUACUCCGUACAGUGCUUAAUUACUGGCUCGGGGGCGGAGCAUCUACCCUUGCCCGAAUUGGGAAGUAAACAAAACACGACUCUCACCCAUGCCUCGCUUUCGUCGACUUCAUUGAUUCUCACGACAAACCCCUCCCCCUCCCUCGUGGCCAUCAAGAUGCCUUCGCCAGCCGAGGUUACGAUGCCCGCUAUGCGGCGGACUCGGAAAUCUAUAGGUGCCUACACCGAUACGCGAAAGGCCAUGGAUAAGGAGAACGCAACGGUCGACCUCGGCAGCACGUUGGCCGCCAAUCGUAAGAAAUCGAGGAGCAAGAGCAUGGGACCCGGAGGGCUUGAUGCCUUGAAACAUGGAAAUGGAAACAGGCGAGCGUCUCUCGCAGCUCCCAUCAAGCUUCCACGAUCGAUCCUCAAGCCAGCCCUAACUUCACCUUUGGAGUUCUUGCCGCUGAAGAAAGCUCCGCAAGGCACAGAACGGGCAGGAAACAACCGCGAGGCAACAACCGCAACCACCUCGAGCAGGCCCGGGGAAGAUUCCAAUGGCUCCAAGAUUGCCAUUCGUACAGAGGAGGAACAGCAAGCCGCCGCUCGCGAGAGAGAGGAGCGCGAGAGGCGAGAUGCGCGUCGCAAAUCACUGGCCAACCGGAGAGUUUCCUUUGCGGCCGAGGCAACGCUUCACACAUUUCAUGAAGUCGAAGAAAUGCAGGACUCGACAACGUCGACAGACUCGACCAGGAGAGCUUCCUCGUUGGCACGAUCCUCCCUCGGCGGUUCUGUUGCUGGUACGAGUGAAGAGACGUUCGGAUCCCAGGGAGACAGCAUACCUCAAUCGCCAGACGACCAGAAGAAUCUCCACGAACGCAAACGAAGACGGAGCUCCGGCUUGCCCCCAAUUCAAUUUGGCGGCGCCGACGACGACACAAUCGCAUCAACCAUAUAUAGCUCCGACUCGGAGCCCGCGGAUGCCGUGGAGGAUAUUGAAGAAGAUGAGGAGGAAGAAGCGUCCAGCAGCGACUCCGAUGACGGAACAAUGAUGACAAUCGAAGCGGAGGAGAUGACCGGCGUCUCAGUCGCAUCGGAACGGUCGGUGGCGACGGGUGAGGACUCCACACUUGAUGAGGCACUGAGAAUGGCCGCUCAUCGAGCCGGCACCCAACGUUCGGGGAGCCAGGCAGACGACGAGCUCGAUGACGGAGAGGAGGCUAUACCUUCCUUUGGAUGGAUUAAGAAGCCCGGCCAAUCGACGAACGCCUCGGCAGCCAGUGGAACCUCAACUCAACAACCUCACCAUAUUUACGAGGAAGAGGGCGAUGGUGAAACGGAAAUGGAGAUGGACGUGGACGUGGAUGUGGACAUGGAAAUGACGCAUGCGGUUGGGCGAAUCCUUAGGCCAUCACGGAACAUGAAGCAGGAUCAAGAUGGAGAAAUGUCCAUGGACGUAACGCAAGCUUAUGGUGGCAUACUCGACACCCCCACAGGGCCGCGCCAUGCAGAUACAUCGGGCGAACAGGAGGAAACAACCGCCGACGAUGCGACGAUGGAGUUUACUACCAUUUUCGGUGGCAUCCAUCGCCCGCGAAGCCCAGUUCAAGACGACAUCGCCGACAACGAGGACAUGUCGAUGGAGCUGACCACUGUCAUGGGCGGCGUGCUCGGUAGAACGAAGGGGAAGAACGAACCGGCCAGCCGACGACGCUCCCUUCGCCGCCUGUCCAAGAUGAGCAGAGAUGAUGAUGCUAUGGAUCUGACGGUUGGUGUUGGCUGUAUCAUGAACAACGACAGCUCUUCAAGCCGCGAUGCCCUCGAAGACGAUGCGACGAUGGGCAUGGACAUGACCGCUGCCGUUGGGGGAAUCAUCAUGGACAAUCAGACAACUCCCCACACCCCGACCAGGCGAUCAAUGGACGAAGCGGUGGAGGGAGAAAAUGGUUCAAUAGGCACACCUGCAGAGGCGGCGUCACUGGUAUCACCCUCGAGGAGCUCUCCGAGGAGGCUACCGGCCAUCCAGCAGGCUGGGGCAUCGCCGGAACGCGACGAAUUAUUCGCUUUUCGGGGCCACGGACUACGUCGCAGUAUUGUCGAUUCAUCGCAAGGCGUACCAAAGUCUGACCUGUUAUCGCGGACCCCGUCGCCUGCAAAAUUGUCGACGCCCAAGAGGACGCCAGUUUCUGCGAACAAGGCUGUGGCUGCAUUAGAUAUGAAAACCCAAAGGUCACGGACUCCGUCACCAGUCAAGCCGUCGACGCCUAAGCAGGUACCAGCAUCUGCAGACAAGGCUGUAACGGCAUCGCAGACGGCGAGUCUACGAUCACGGACUCCAUCACCUGUCAAGCUGUCGACGCCUAAGCGGGCACCAGAGUCUGCGAACAAGGCGGCAACGGCAUCGCUGAUGGAUAGCCCACGAUCGCGGACUCCGUCCCCCGUCAAGUUGUCGACGCCCAAGAAAACGCCGGCAUUCAGCAACCAGCAUGAUGCGACGGCCGCGCAGAUGACGAGUCCACGAUCAGGUUCACGGAAGAAACCGCAGGCCGAUAUGGCGGUGACAACGCCGUCGUCGGCAAAACGGGCCAGCCGACAGAGAAACUCCCUGUUCGAGCACAAUGCUGUCACUGGCACCAGGACGCCGACGAUUAUCCUGAGCCCACAAAGGCGGGAGCUCUCAGGCCUCGGGGCGGACCGUUCAGGCCUUGGAUCUCCACAAGUGGCCGCUUUGUUUGACCGCCGGGGUUCCCUCGGCGAAUCCUCAAGUAGCUUUGUGCUAGGGAGGCGAACGGUGGCCUUUGAAGAUCCAAACGAACCGGCGGAAGAGGAUUGUGGAGAAAGGCAAGAGGGGGAUAGCAAAGAAAGCCGAGGCAAGAUCAUGGAACGAGAGACGGACGGAUGCCAAGAGGACAAAGAUGCGACGUUCAACUUGCGGGAAAUGAUCAACAGUCUCAGCCCUAAGCGGAAGCCUCUAAAGGGCAGAAAGAGCCUUCACGUGGGAAGCGCCAUGGGUCUCUUGGGCAAGCGUCCGGCCGAGUUGGAUGACGAAGAAGCGGAGGAUGACGAGACGGGCAAGCGGCUCAAGGGGCGCCAGGAGAGUCCGGUGAAACGGAUCAAACUACAGCAACCGCCAUCGAAAGCCGAGACGACAGGACGGCUCACGAGGUCGGCUCGGAAGAGCCUCGAGCAUGGCGACAGCAGAAUGGCCUCGUCACCGUCGUCGCCGCUCAGUGGGCAUGUCAACGCACUUCGGGUGAAGGAUGGCGAUGCCAUGGACGAGGUCGGCUUCCACAACUCGCGAGGCAACGACGGUGCAAGUCUCGAGGAAGGAGAGGAAAAGAUUCAUCUGCAAGACUUUUUGGACAUGACAUCGAUACGGUUCAUGGAAUUGACAACGACCAAACGCCGUCACACCAUCGCACCCGGAAGCCUACAGGAUGGCACGGCGGCCGAGGGCGAUGACGGCUGGUGCCUGGAGCGCUGCGUUGUUGCGGGCGCCUGCACGGUACCGAUGCUCGAGCUGUACCAGCAUUCGUGCCGCGAGCUGAAGAAAUACAUAUCGGAAGGGCGGCGUAUGGUCAAGGAGAUUGAAAACGACACGUUCGAGGAGAACCCCCCCUUGUUCCGAGAGUACAUCUCGGCCAGCCCGGAUGUCAAGGCGCUCAUGGACAAUCAGUUCAAGAAUGUCAAGUCUCACGCGAGGCUGUUGAGCAAGGCCAUGUGGUACGAGUGGAGGAUGAAGCUGCAGGACGGUCUCAAGGAAGGCCUAAUCAACAUUGCCGAAGGGAUGACGAAGGAUAAUCAGGUGCUGCAGCAGCAGGAAGACUUGCUGGCAGGCGUGCUCCCGGACGUCGUUGCGCGCCAUCAAGCCCUGGAAGAGGAAUGCGGCAACCUCGAGGAGGCAGCCCAGGAACUGGCCGAUUGCGAUCCCGCGGAGCUCGAGGCUGCUCGGAAGGAACUGAGCAGGGUCGAAAGCGAUAUCGCGGAGAAGAAGAAGCUCAUCAGCGAGCUCCGACAGGCAUUGGAGAAAUCAACGUCCGACGUGGAAGCGCUGCGUGAGCGGAAGCAAGAAUGCGUCCAAGACAUUGAAAAGUCGGAACGGACACGAGAGGAGUGCCGUGGCUGGACAAUCGGCGAAGUCAACGCGCUGAAAGGUAUGCCGGCCAUCCCCCUGAUUCCUGCUUUGAUCGGGGUGCAUUUCGCUGACAGGAGCACGUUAGAUGGCGUCGACACGAUCGAAAGGCAACACGGCUGGGCCGUCACGGGACUGACCGGAACGACACUUUCGAUGACGUACCGGCGAGAGACAGAAGUCGUGUUCGACGUUGCCUCGUUCCAGCCUCACCAGCCAAGCUGCCAGAUCGACCUUUGGUACAUUGCGGAUGAGCGAGAGCACAAAAGUCAGGCGCCGAGGAGGGCGGAGAGGGAAGUGCUCCUUCAGUGCAUACGCGAUCACAUCCGAGCAUUGCCUCAAGGCCAGACCAAGAUCCGCCACCUGCUGGACGAAGUUCGUGACGGCUGGGACAAGGCGCGUCUGGUGUCAUCGCGUAUCAAUCGCGUACAUGUCACCUUCCCGACGACGGUCAUCAAGACAUCUGACUCGAGCGUGGCCAUGACGAGCUCGCUGCUGUUGCCGCCCAUCGAGACGAGGGUGGAGGUCACUUUGCAUCUGCACGGCCGCAGCACCGCCGACAGGAUGGACGUGGGAAUCUCGGCCGAGGCGAAGGUGGUGUAUGGUGAGCAUUUCAACCUCGCCAAGAUUGUCGAAUUCCUGAUGGCGAGGAUUGGCCCAUCCGUGACGACCGAGGGCGAGGAUUGGAGCAAGGUGAUGGUGGAAUUGCAGCAGAGGUUGAUUGCGAGAGGAAAGAAGUAG
Drechmeria coniospora is the source of this 4899-nucleotide messenger RNA. Its product is annotated as chromosome segregation protein. Gene Ontology annotation, biological process: protein localization to kinetochore; mitotic sister chromatid biorientation; mitotic spindle assembly checkpoint signaling. Bases 1 to 4899 code for a protein of 1632 amino acids. The record is from RefSeq and is a predicted model, not a curated record. The transcript is spliced from 2 exons. NCBI's taxonomy places the organism in Eukaryota, Fungi, Ascomycota, Sordariomycetes, Hypocreales, Ophiocordycipitaceae.